Molecule: messenger RNA, 879 nt
Organism: Drosophila ananassae
Lineage: Eukaryota; Metazoa; Arthropoda; Insecta; Diptera; Drosophilidae
Gene: CkIIbeta2
Product: casein kinase II subunit beta'
Exons: 2
Coding region: 129-779 (216 amino acids)
Cellular component (GO): protein kinase CK2 complex; cytoplasm
Molecular function (GO): protein kinase regulator activity
Source: RefSeq, a predicted model, not a curated record
UGAAAUAUCUUAGCAGCUCAUUCUCAAAACAUCUCACAUAAACUCAGAUUGUAUUCGAAAUUGUACGUAUUUGUAGGUGUAGUAUUUAGUUUAAAAAAAAAUUAAAAAAACCGGGUUUUUGGACAGCCAUGACUGACUCGGACGACACCGCCUGGAUACAUUGGUUUUGCAAGCAGCGCGGCAACGAGUUCUUCUGCGAAGUGGAAGAGGAUUACAUUCACGACAAAUUCAAUCUAAACUUCCUCGACUCGAAUGUGACAAACUAUCGCUGUGCUCUGGAAGUGAUUUUAGAUCUAAACUCUGGCUCGGCUUCGGAUCAACCGCCGGAACCCGAACUGGAGGCUAGUGCCGAAAAGCUAUACGGCUUGAUUCAUGCCCGUUUUAUUCUCACCAAUCGGGGCAUUGAGAUGAUGCUGGAUAAGUACUACAAAGGAGCUUUUGGAACGUGUCCUCGGGUCUUCUGCCAGCGACAGCCGGUACUGCCAAUCGGCCUAACCGACAAUCCUGGCGAGGAGAUGGUCCGCAUAUACUGCCCUAAGUGCAACGAUGUGUACCUCCCCAAGGCGGCGCGUCACUCAAAUCUUGAUGGGGCAUUCUUUGGCACUGGUUUUCCGCAUAUGCUCUUUAUGGUUAAUCCGGAGGCACGGCCCAAGCGGGCUAAGCAGAAGUUUGUACCGAGAUUAUAUGGCUUUAAGAUUCACCAAAUGGCCUAUCGAUCUCAGCAGGACCCAUUCUCGGAACAGCCACAGAACCGUGAAGUAGAGACUCCAGUUGGCUGAUUCCAUUACCGAAAAUUUCCCAUGUGAACUGUGGUGCAUAUCCGUACACUUGUUAAGCUACUGUUUGGCUGGUUAGCUCAUUAAACUCUCAUAAUCAUAA